AUGGUACGAGGAGAGCGUGUUGAGAACGACGGUAUUGUCGAGAGAGACGCUUACGAGGCUCUAUGCCGCGGUGAAGCUCCUAAAGUUGAUCCAUCUGAAGAAAAACUACUCUACUGCUACCUAAAGAUGGACAGGCCGUUCUUGCGUUUGGCUCCAAUCAAAGUCGAAAUUUUGCGACUUGAUCCCUUGGCGGUGCUUUUCAAAGAAGUCAUGUCGGAGGAGGAGAUGGAAGUGAUCAAAACAGCUGCCAUCCCUAAGCUGGAACGUGCGACCGUUAAAGCCGGAGAUGGUUCUACGGUCACUGUUGAUUAUCGUAUCUCUAAAAGGUAGUG
Cylicostephanus goldi is the source of this 332-nucleotide messenger RNA. The record is from the annotation of a GenBank genome assembly. Lineage: Eukaryota; Metazoa; Nematoda; Chromadorea; Rhabditida; Strongylidae.